Molecule: messenger RNA, 2489 nt
Organism: Trichoderma atroviride IMI 206040
Lineage: Eukaryota; Fungi; Ascomycota; Sordariomycetes; Hypocreales; Hypocreaceae
Biological process (GO): Golgi to plasma membrane transport
Cellular component (GO): exomer complex
Molecular function (GO): protein binding
Source: RefSeq, a predicted model, not a curated record
UGGCUCCACGUGCAGGCGCAGGUGAGGCUGGUCAUACGUGGUCAAGUGUGGCGGAAUCCCUGUUCGAAGCUCUCAAUAACAGCUGCUCCAAUCCUCGGUUUGCGCAACGACGCCGGCGCUCUUUGGCCUCACAACUCCUUUCUGCCGCUUGCAUGACUGAGUGACGCUCAAUUUCUAGACGCAAGCUCCAGCCCAUUGACCUCGCAACUGCGAGCGCCUGUUUGCCGCCAUGGGUGAUGUUGCGAAGCUUUAUGAGCCAGUAGUGCCUGAGUUAACAGAGGAAAUCCUCCACGAGUCGAUUGAUGCCCGAACGGAGUCGCUAGCAACACUACGAGAGCUGGGCCCGCCGGACCUGGUGCAUCUCUUGAAGCAGUCCACGCGCGAUUCGCGGAAGCAGACCGGCGUCUACCAUCAUGUCACCGGUGUAGAUGCGUCGUCUUCAGCCAGUCUGGCACCCUAUAUCAAUACUCUGGCGUACGGGGACCAUGGCCCGAACGCAGUCAGCAGGACCGUUGCGGGUGUGUUUUGCUGCUACAAUGCCUUUUCAAGAUUGGACAUGCGCGUGCACGUGUCUUACCCCGGAACGGUCGAGAGCUAUUGCGUUGACGAGCGAGGCGACAAGCGAAAGGCUUCGGAUGAGUUGUGGCUGGAGACAUAUCUUUGCAGUGUUUUAAGGGCUUAUUCAUAUGCCGAUGAUGGCAGCGGGAGCAGUAUUCGCAAAAUCGUUGGCGUCCGAAGAUUCAACCCUGUUACAAAGACCGAAACCGAGCAUCGCUUCCUUAAUGCGGCCGAACAGCUCUUCUUCAGGGGUUGGCAAUUGGGAUCUGACUCCAUCGUCCAAGUUCCCACGAAUGUAUCAAAUCAUCUCACUACUGGGCUGCUCAAGUACCUCGACACAACGGGUCGUUAUGCAUCUGGGAUCAAUCUUUUUGAGAAGCUUCGUACUCAGAGUGUCGAAGUCGCCUCUUUGCUGGCAAAGGUGCUUUUCAUGGGUAGCGAGGAAGUUUUGGGAGUAAAAAUUCUGUACGAAUCUCUUCAGCAGACUCCGAUGGAUUACGUUAUGCUUGACACUCAGGCAGAAUACCUGCUAAAGAAAGCCCAAAAAGCCGACACACCAGAGGUGAAAGAGGAGAGACUGAAAAUGGCUCUUGGAUGUGCUGACCGCAGCACGAUAGCUGCUCCGAGCGAGUUUAGUACUUGGGCCCGAUUGGCCCAGGUAUACGUUGCGAUGGAAGACUGGGAAAACGCCUUGACUACACUCAACUCUUGCCCCAUGUUUACCUACCAAGACAAGGAUUCUCCCAUGAUGCCCGAGCCGCGGGAUUUUCACCUCCCUAUUAUGGCCGAGACUCGCCUUGACGAGAUUGACAGCGAGCUCGAGUCAAGAUACUCGGAGCAAGUCGAUCCGAGCCUGUUGGGCCUGAGGGCGGCGUCUUACCGCGGCACGUUUAAGAAAGCGUACGGCAUCUUGACAGAAAUGACGGCCAAGAUCGGCUGGGACCAGCUUCUCAAGAUACGCAGCAACGUUUUCGUCAUGGAAGAUGAAUACCGCACCGAGAAGCAAGAAGCUACCCAAGCUGCUCAGCCAAAACGCACGCCGAGUAUGGACGGCCUCAGGGGCACGCCAGACCCUACCACCAAUGGAGACGAAGGUUCAGAUGAUGAAGGCGAGAAAUCUGCCGAGGCCGCAACUACACUGGCUCCCAAUGGAGAGGGCAGUGGAGUUGAGAGACCUUCCAGCACAGCUGACCCAGAAGAGGUCAAGGCCGAUACAACUGAAAACGGCACCCACGCUGAUGACCACCUCUCCAAACUUAAUACGAAACGGCUGUGUGAGCGUUGGCUCGAUAGCUUGUUCAUGGUCCUGUACGAAGAUUUGCGUGUGUACACAAUCUGGCGCACGCAAAUGGCUCAGUAUCGCGCCCAGCAAAUGCAAUACAAGAAAUCGGCGGAAGAGUGGGAGAUUCUUGGCUCGCUCGCGGAGCGACUGCAGCACUUUGACGAAGCGGCCGAGGCAUACCGAGCUUGUCUUUCCCUACGCUUCAGCCCCAUAGCCUUGGCCGGCGUAUUGCGCGGCUUUGAGAAGGCCAAGAGCACGAGAGACACGGUGGCCGCCUUGAUGAGACUUGUCACCUGGCAGUAUAGGCGGUACAGCCAGUUCAGCCCGGAGCUGCUGCGCACCAUCCGCAUAUUGAUCGAGGACGAGGGAGCCAUGAAGGUGAGGAGCAUUGUUCAGACAAGAGGCCUGCCGCAACCUGUGAUUGAUUUGACACACGGCUGGACGGCUCUAUUCACCAAUUUCCAUAGCAAUGGAACAGAUAGUUAAGGGGCUACAGAAUUGGUUGCAAGGCAGUGCUGGCUAGGGUUAUCGAUUUGGGGGUUAUGUGUGAUUCAAAAAGCAUGUUUUAAAGUUGAUACUUUUCUAGCGAUUAGUAGGCAGCCGGAGGUUUGUAGUGGAGUAUCGAUAAUAUCAAUAUCAGUAAUUGUGC